Messenger RNA from Ostrinia nubilalis (European corn borer), 4633 nucleotides. RefSeq names its product bifunctional glutamate/proline--tRNA ligase (gene GluProRS). The record is from RefSeq and is a predicted model, not a curated record. Gene Ontology annotation, biological process: glutamyl-tRNA aminoacylation; translation; prolyl-tRNA aminoacylation. The transcript has 28 exons. The coding region runs from base 105 to 4565 and encodes 1486 amino acids. Gene Ontology annotation, cellular component: aminoacyl-tRNA synthetase multienzyme complex; cytoplasm. Lineage: Eukaryota; Metazoa; Arthropoda; Insecta; Lepidoptera; Crambidae. Gene Ontology annotation, molecular function: ATP binding; glutamate-tRNA ligase activity; proline-tRNA ligase activity.
AUUGACAUUUCUUUUACUCGUGUGUGGUGUGCUCCAUCGGCGAACGUGUGUUUUUUAAAAAUUGAUAAAAUAUUAAUUACCGGCUUUCUUAAUUACGUGCAACAAUGAAAGUUGUUUGUAAUAAAUCAAACCCACCAUUAGGGGGUUUACUGGCGGUGGAGCUGUUCAGGUGUUCUGGACAAACCAUAGAAGUAGUUUGGGGCAAUGACUCUACGGUAACCCUUCCCAAAGCUAAGCCAAUGCCAUACGGGACAAGCAACGAUUUGAUAAGAAUACUCGUAAAUGCUUAUGUCAAGAAAGCUGAUGGUCUUCAGGCGGUGACAAUGAACCAUUGGCUAACGUUUAGCCUCACUUUGGAGGAUGAGAUCCCUAAGUCUAUUGAGUACUUGGACAAAACCCUAGGUCCUUUGACUUAUCUGGUGGGAGAGUCACUGACUGUCUCUGACUUGGCAGUGUUUGCAGCUUUACAUGUUUCUGGCCGAUUCAAAGAGGUUUCAAAAACAAAUCAAUACAGCAAUGUAGGCCGCUGGCUAAAGCUGAUUGGGGCCCAGGCUCCAGUCCUGAAAGCCUUGAAAGAACUGCCUUCUGAAGCACUGGAGAGUCUGAACAAAUCUUCAUCUAGGAGGUCACCACCAGCAAACAAGGAAGCAAGUUCUGGCAGACAACAGGAAGGCAAGUUUGUUGAACUGCCUCAUGCAGAGAUGGGGAAAGUUGUUGUACGAUUCCCACCUGAAGCUUCUGGGUACCUUCACAUUGGACAUGCCAAAGCCGCGUUGCUAAACCAAUAUUAUCAGCAGGCAUUCCAAGGGAAACUAGUCAUGAGGUUUGAUGAUACUAAUCCAGCCAAAGAAAAUGCUGACUUUGAGAAGGUGAUCUUAGAAGACGUAGAAAUGUUGGAGAUCAAGCCAGACCUGUUCACGCACACCUCCCAGUACUUCGACCUGAUGCUUGAAUACUGUGAGAAGCUCAUCAAGGAGGGCAAGGCGUUCGUAGACGACACACCAGCAGAGCAAAUGAAGUCGGAGAGGGAACAGAAGAUUGAUAGCAGGAAUAAGAAUAACUCGGUGGAAAAGAACCUCCAGCUAUGGGAGGAGAUGAAGAAAGCGAGCGCAGUGGGCGUGCAGUGCUGUGUUCGCGCCAAGAUCGACAUGCAGUCCACCAACGGCUGCCUGCGGGACCCCACCAUCUACCGCUGCAAGCCGGAACCGCAUCCCAGGACUGGCACGCAGUACAAAGUGUACCCCACAUACGAUUUUGCGUGCCCAAUCGUAGACGCUAUCGAGGGAGUGACGCACGUGCUUCGGACCAUGGAGUACCACGACCGAGACCCGCAGUUCUACUGGUUCAUCGACGCGCUGGGACUGAGAAAACCAUACAUCUGGGAGUACAGCAGAUUAAGUAUGACAAACACAGUAUUGUCAAAGAGGAAGUUGACCUGGUUUGUAGAGCAAGGCCUCGUAGAUGGAUGGGAUGACCCGCGGAUGCCAACGGUCCGGGGAGUAUUACGUCGCGGCAUGACGGUGGAAGGCCUGAGGCAGUUCAUCCAGGCGCAGGGCUCCAGCCGCUCCGUGGUCUUCAUGGAGUGGGACAAGAUAUGGGCCAUCAACAAGAAGGUCAUAGACCCAAUAGCGCCGCGCUACACAGCGUUAGAAACAAGCACCGUGCCAGUGAACCUCAAGGGCGUUUCUUCAGACUCCAGCCUAACGGUGCCUCUUCAUCCCAAGAACCCAGACGUGGGUAACAAGACAGUGUGGGUCUCACCAAGGUUGCUGAUCGACCAGGCCGAUGCUAAGAGUCUGAAGGAAGGAGAGAACGCCACGUUCAUUAACUACGGGAAUGUUAUGAUUGAUAAGAUUCACAAAGCACCAGACGGCACAGUCACAAGUAUAGACGCAACAUCAAACCUGGACAACAAAGACUUCAAGAAGACCCUGAAACUGACCUGGCUGGCUGACAGUAAGCAGUCGCCUAUGGUCGAAACUUACUGCGUGUACUUUGACCAUAUAAUAUCUAAGCCACUUCUGGGAAAAGACGAGGACUUCAAACAGUUUAUUGGGCACAAGACUAGGUGGGAAGUCCCAAUGCUGGGCGAGCCGUCCCUAGCCCACGUGAAAGUCGGCGACAUCAUCCAGCUCCAACGCCGAGGGUUCUUCAGAGUGGACGCUGCGCCGGCGCCGGUUUCACCGCACACGGCGCGAGCGGCGCCGCUGGUACUAUUCCACGUGCCAGACGGACAUACCAAGGAGAUGCCCGGCCAGCCAAAACCAGUUCCCAGCACGCCCGCCAAGCAGCCGCUAGCGACGUCGGCGGUCGGACAGCUGAACGACCAGAUCGUCAAGCAGGGUGACCUGGUGAGGUCCCUGAAGGCUGCCAAGGCUGACAAGGCCAAGGUCGAUGAGGCUGUCAAAGCCUUGCUGGAAUUGAAAGCCAAGUACAAGGCUGCGACUGGACAGGACUGGAAGCCAGGUGCGUCUCCUGCCCAGCCAGCCCUGCAGCCAGCUAAAGGCCCCGCUGACGACGUGUCUUCUCAGAUCGCCGCGCAGGGCGAGAAAGUGAGGAAGCUCAAGGCUGAGAAAGCUGACAAGGCCACUAUUGAUGCUGAGGUGAAAACCUUACUGGCGCUGAAAGCUCAGUACAAGUCAGCUACUGGAACCGAUUGGACGCCAAACGCGGCGCCCGCCAACAAACCAAAACCACAGGAAACAAAGUCAGCGUCUCCACCCGCAAUGAACGGCGCCCCAGAAGGAAAGGCGGCGGAACUUGCGGCCGCUGUCACCAAGCAGGGCGACCUAGUCCGGGACCUCAAGGCCAAGAAAGCUGAUAAGGCCUCAAUAGACGCCGAGGUGAAGAAACUGCUAGAUCUCAAGGCGCAGUACCAAGCGGAAACUGGAACCCCAUACGCGGCGCCCACGCAGCCACGUGAAGCUAAGCCCAAGGACAAGAAGCCUAAAGAAGCCAAGCCGAAGGAAGCCAAGAAGGAGGCCAAGCCCAAAGAACAGUCGCCAAAGCCCGCCAAAGAGGAAUCGUCGACUGGUGUGAAGAAAAUCACCAGGCUAGGACUGGAAGCGAGUAAAGACACAGACCUGCCGGAAUGGUAUUCGCAAGUCAUCACAAAAUCGGAGAUGAUCGACUACUACGACAUCUCCGGCUGCUACAUCCUGCGGCCGUGGUCGUACAGCAUAUGGGACACCAUCAGGAACUUCUUGACGGGACACUUCAAGAAGUUAGGCGUUAAGGACGGAUACUUCCCCAUAUUUGUGUCAAAGGCAGCUCUGGAGCGCGAAAAGACCCACAUAGCAGACUUCGCGCCAGAGGUCGCUUGGGUGACGCACUCGGGCUCGUCGGAGCUGGCCGAGCACAUCGCCAUCCGGCCCACGUCCGAGACCGUCAUGUACCCCGCCUACGCCAAGUGGAUCCAGAGCCACCGCGACCUGCCCUACAAGCUCAACCAGUGGAAUAAUGUAGUGAGAUGGGAGUUCAAACAGCCACAGCCUUUCCUAAGAACACGCGAGUUCCUGUGGCAGGAGGGCCACACCGCCUUCCGGCUGCAGUCCGAGGCCGCCGAGGAGGUCCUACAGAUACUCGAUCUUUACGCGCGGGUGUACGAAGAGCUGCUAGCCAUCCCGGUGAUCAAGGGCCGCAAGACUGAGAAGGAGAAAUUCGCUGGAGGAGACUACACCACCACCGUAGAGGCUUAUAUUCCAGCCAGCGGGAGAGCUAUCCAGGGAGCCACAAGUCACCACCUCGGCCAGAACUUCUCGAAGAUGUUCGAGGUGGUCUACGACGACCCCGACACGCACGAGAAAGCAUACGUCUACCAGAACUCUUGGGGAAUCACCACCAGAACUAUUGGUGUAAUGGUCUUAGUCCACGGCGAUGACCGCGGACUAGUGCUGCCCCCACGCGUGGCCGAUGUGCAAGUCAUAGUCGUCCCCUGCGGAGUGACCGCUUCUAGCACGCCGGAACAACGAGCCAGCUUGCUCGCCUCGUGCAAGCAGCUGGUGGACCAAUACUGCGCGGGUGGAAUCAGAGCUGAAGCAGACACUAGGGAUAACUACUCGCCUGGGUGGAAGUUCAACCACUGGGAGCUCAAGGGCGUUCCGAUCCGCGUAGAGUUAGGCCCCAAGGACAUAGAGCGCGGUGAAGUGGUGGCAGUGAGACGGCUCACGGGCGAGAAACUCACGCUGAAACGCGACCAGUCCACAGCUGAACUGGUGGCCUUGCUCGAGAAAACUCAUGAAGAUAUGUUGGCGAAGGCGACAAAGGACCGCGACGCCCGCUUGUCCCUGGUGACGAAAUGGGACGACUUCACGGCGGCGCUGGAGCGCAAACACAUUCUGCUUGCGCCGUUCUGCGGAGAGAUGCCCUGCGAGGAUAGCAUCAAGAAUGACAGCGCGCGAACUGAAGAUGACCCAACCACUGAAGUGAAAGGCCCGGCCAUGGGAGCCAAGUCUCUGUGCAUCCCAUUCCAGCAGCCUCGUGAGCUCUCCACGACAGAUGUGUGCAUCCACCCAGCUUGCAAGAGCAAACCUAAGUACAUCACCCUCUUCGGAAGAAGCUACUAAAUAAUACUUAAAUAAAUUAAAAGCUAUAAGCAAAUUUUUUUAUGAAUAAAAUAUUUAUUGUUUCAUAA